UUUCCCACCUCUUUUCUCUCUACAAAAUUUCUCAACAUUUUCCCCUCUCUCACAACACCAAAUUGUACUACUACUACUACACAAAAACAUCAAAAAUAGGUAGCUAUGGCCACUACUACUUCACAUGCUACAAAUACAUGGAUUAAGCCUAAGUUGUCAAUGCCAUCAUCAAAAGAGUUUGGUUUUGCAUCAAACUCUAUUUCUCUACUCAAAAAUCAACAUAAUAGACAAAGUCUCAACAUUAAUUCCUCUCUUCAAGCUCCACCUAUUCUUCAUUUUCCUAAACAAUCUUCAAAUUAUCAAACACCAAAAACUAGUACAAUUUCACACCCAAUACAAGAAAACAACAACUCUUCUUCUAUUUCUAAGUGGAAUUUAGUGCAGAAAGCAGCAGCAAUGGCUUUAGAUGCUGUAGAAGGUGCUUUAACAAAACACGAACUCGAACACCCUUUGCCGAAAACGGCCGACCCACGAGUCCAGAUUUCUGGGAAUUUCGCUCCGGUACCGGAAAACCCAGUCUGUCAAUCUCUUCCGGUCACCGGAAAAAUACCCAAAUGUGUUCAAGGCGUUUACGUUCGAAACGGAGCUAACCCUCUUUUCGAACCAACCGCCGGACACCAUUUCUUCGACGGCGACGGUAUGGUUCACGCCGUUCAAUUCAAAAAUGGGUCAGCUAGUUACGCUUGCCGGUUCACUGAAACAGAGAGGUUUGUUCAAGAAAAAGCUCUGGGUCGCCCUGUUUUCCCUAAAGCCAUUGGUGAAUUACAUGGUCACUCUGGAAUUGCAAGGCUUAUGCUGUUUUACGCUCGUGGGCUCUUCGGACUUAUUGAUCACAGUAGAGGAACUGGAGUUGCAAACGCCGGUUUAGUCUAUUUCAAUAACCGAUUACUUGCUAUGUCUGAAGAUGAUUUGCCUUACCAUGUAAAGGUAACACCCACCGGCGAUCUUAAAACAGAGGGUCGAUUCGAUUUCGACGGCCAGCUAAAAUCCACCAUGAUAGCUCACCCAAAGCUCGACCCAGUUUCCGGUGAGCUAUUUGCUCUUAGCUACGAUGUGAUUCAGAAGCCAUACCUCAAGUAUUUCAGAUUUUCAAAAAAUGGGGAAAAAUCAAAUGAUGUUGAAAUCCCAGUUGAAGACCCAACAAUGAUGCAUGAUUUCGCAAUUACUGAGAAAUUCGUCAUCAUUCCUGAUCAACAAGUCGUUUUCAAGAUGUCUGAAAUGAUCCGUGGAGGUUCACCGGUGGUUUACGACAAGAACAAAGUUUCCCGAUUUGGGGUUCUGGAUAAGUACGCGAAAGAUGGGUCUGAUUUGAAAUGGGUUGAAGUUCCUGAUUGUUUCUGUUUCCAUCUCUGGAAUGCUUGGGAAGAACCAGAAACAGAUGAAAUCGUUGUAAUUGGUUCAUGUAUGACGCCACCAGAUUCCAUUUUCAAUGAAUGUGAUGAAGGACUAAAAAGCGUUUUAUCCGAAAUUCGUCUCAAUUUGAAAACAGGGAAAUCAACAAGAAAAGCCAUAAUCGAAAACCCGGAUGAACAAGUGAAUUUAGAAGCUGGAAUGGUGAACAGAAACAAACUUGGAAGGAAAACACAGUAUGCUUAUUUGGCUAUUGCAGAACCAUGGCCAAAAGUUUCUGGUUUUGCAAAAGUAGACCUGUUUACAGGUGAAGUUGAGAAAUUCAUUUAUGGUGACAACAAAUAUGGUGGGGAGCCUCUUUUUUUACCAAGAGACCCAAACAGCAAGGAGGAAGACGAUGGUUAUAUUUUAGCUUUCGUUCAUGAUGAGAAAGAAUGGAAAUCAGAGCUUCAAAUUGUUAAUGCAAUGACUUUAAAGUUAGAGGCAACAGUGAAACUUCCAUCAAGAGUUCCUUAUGGUUUUCAUGGAACUUUCAUAAAUGCGAAUGAUUUGGCAAAUCAGGCAUGAUUGUAGCUAUUACUGAGGAGAUUUACCAGAGGGAUGGUUUAGAAUAUACGUCCCCGGAAUAUCCUUUUUAAUGGAGUUCGUUUCUUUGAUUAUUUUUACUUUCUUUUUUUGUUUAUAGUGUGAGAGAUUUUCAGAGGACCAGUUAGUAGCUUAGAUGUAGUUAGAAAAUUGGAGCUCAGCUGGUUUUUCUGGUUAUUCUUUCACAUUUGAUUGUGCAUGAGAGAGCAUAUAUACCUUAUUAUAGGAAUACUAUACAAUGUUCCUGUAACUCUCUGUUUUCUUGUAUAUGAAAAUCAUGGCUUAUACUA
Solanum stenotomum is the source of this 2225-nucleotide messenger RNA. RefSeq names its product 9-cis-epoxycarotenoid dioxygenase NCED1, chloroplastic. The coding region runs from base 106 to 1917 and encodes 603 amino acids. Gene Ontology annotation, cellular component: chloroplast stroma. Gene Ontology annotation, molecular function: carotenoid dioxygenase activity. Gene Ontology annotation, biological process: carotene catabolic process. The transcript has a single exon. The record is from RefSeq and is a predicted model, not a curated record. Lineage: Eukaryota; Viridiplantae; Streptophyta; Magnoliopsida; Solanales; Solanaceae.